AACCAAUUUCGGUAUCUAGAGCAACCCAACCCAACCCAAGAAAAAAUGGCAUUCAAAUUCACCAUCCUUUUCGCCGCCUGCAUCGCCGUGGCCAGCGCUGGCAUCAUUCCCGCCGCCGCUCCUCUGGCCGCCGUGGCCCAGGUGGAGGAGUACGACCCCCAUCCCCAGUACACCUACGGCUAUGACGUCAAGGACGCGAUCUCCGGGGACUCGAAGACCCAGGUGGAGACCCGCGAGGGCGACGUUGUCCAGGGCCAGUACUCGCUGAACGACGCCGACGGCUACCGCCGCAUUGUGGACUACACCGCCGACCCCAUCAACGGAUUCAACGCCGUCGUCCGCCGUGAGCCUCUGGUGGCCGCCGUCGCCGCCGCUCCCGCUGCCGUCGUGGCUGCCCCGGCUCCAGUUGUCCGUGCCGCCGUCGCCGCCCCAGUGGUCCGUGCCGCCCCCCUGACCGCCGCCUACGCCGCUGCCCCCGCACACCUGGCCUACGCCGCCGCCCCCGCUCCCCUCGCCUACGCCGCCCCCGCGCCCAUCGUCAAGGCCGCUCCCCUGGUCGCCGCUGGACCCGCCAUCGUCAAGACCCAGUUCGCUUCGCCUCUUAUCUCAUACGCCUAUUAAAGAGCUAAAUAGGCCACCACGACCCGAUAAUUGCCGUUAGUUGUUAUUGAAUAAA
This is a messenger RNA of Drosophila subpulchrella, 676 nucleotides long. RefSeq names its product larval cuticle protein A2B (gene Ccp84Ag). The coding region runs from base 46 to 621 and encodes 191 amino acids. Gene Ontology annotation, cellular component: extracellular matrix. The record is from RefSeq and is a predicted model, not a curated record. The transcript has 2 exons. Lineage: Eukaryota; Metazoa; Arthropoda; Insecta; Diptera; Drosophilidae.